UGCUAAUUAAGUUUUCAUCCUCUCUUUCAAAUCCCGCUCAAUUUCCUUUGAAUUGCUCUUGAAUUCCUCCCUUUUCUCUACUCUCUUUCAUGAUCCUGAUUCCUAUAUCGCUUUUUUCUUAUCCUAGCUGCUGCAAUCGCUUGUUUCUACGGAUUCGAUGGACACGAUGGAAAAUGACAAUCUGAAGCUACGAAAUAAUCUAUCUGAUUUUAUUUCUGAUGAUGAGAAUGAAGAGUUGGGAUGCCUUGAUACAAUAAGAAGUGAUGUUAACUUCAAUAGGCUUCAUGAAGAAUACAGUACAGCUGCAGGAUUCCAUCAUUCCCAAUUUUCAGAUCCACCGGUCUCCUCUCGUCCAAAAUUUGCUGGUUCCUUUUCUGAUACAAUUUCAUAUACUGAUAUUGAUUGGUCAUUUGAUAGCUCCCGCUUGGGUCUAAGCUCACAAAAUUGGUCUCGCAACAUGUUCACGAAUCCCGAAAAUAAGACAAAUACUUCGUUCCAUGUUAGAAAUCCAGAACUUUCGAGCAUUUGUAGAUUCCCAGUGAGAAGUCAGGAAGCUGAAGGCCUGGAUUUAAUAGGGUGUGAUACAGAAACAAACAAUCAUAAUUUGCUAUCCUCAAAAUGUGAGGAUCAAAUUGAUCUUAACAUUGCUGCCAUUUGCAGUGGAUUCCAAACCCAUUGUUUACAAGAACAUGAUGCUGAGAGUUUUAAUGUUGGAUACCAUACAAAUCCCACCACGGCUCUUAACAGGACAGAUAAGAUCUCAGGCUAUAAAGACAAUUCAGGGAAUAUACCUAACCUUACAACCUUUCCUCAGAACUCUGUUGGAGUAAGAUGCAGUAAUUUUAUUAACUUUAGUUUACACCCAUCAUCUGUCUUUCAACCAUCUAUUAUAGUUGGUGGGGAUAACCCUUUUCCCAGGCCAAGCAAUGAAGAUGAUUUGAGUGCUGAUGUAGUGCAGUGCAAUGAGGAUAUCCUCAAAUCACUUAGAAAUGCUGCCCCCUCUACGACAGAAUCUAUCAACAGCCAAAUUGGGAUAUCUUCACGAAGCUGGUUUACUGACUUAGAAUCUUGUUUACAUAGAAAGGAUCAAAGUCAACAGCCUAUUGAAGAGACUGAUGUCAGGAACUUCUCGUCUGAAUUUCCAACAUAUGCUCCUUCCCUUGGGAUCUCUACAACCAUUUCUGUUCCAGAUCAGUCAGUCGAGCAUGAUCAAUCAGCUGGUCCUUCUCAGCCUCCCCAAAACUUCGGCAAUUCUCUUACUACAGUUUCAGGAAAUCAAGAUGCAAGAGAAUUUGGGACAGCCGAAGAUUCUGGUAUUGCUAAAUCAUUUCAAGCCCAUCUUGCGCAGGUUUCCCAACCGAUCAUUGAUGAGAGCAUUCCACUCGUCUCUUCCAAGUUUGAAGAUCAAGGAGAUCGUUCUUUCGAACGCUCGAGGAGCUCACGUUGUUAUAUAAAAUGCCGAGAUUUGGACCAAACUCCAAAAUUAAGUGGACAAAGAUGCUACUUAUGUAAGAGGGAUCUUUCAUUCAAACCAGAAGGCUCAGUUGCCAUUCCAAAAAUUCUCCCUACGGUGGCUGUACUGCCAUGUAGCCAUGUGUUUCAUGGCCUCUGUUUGGAACGCAUUACUCCCCAAAACCAAGCUGAAGAACCUCCUUGUAUUCCAUGUGCUGUUGGCGAAACUUGAUUUCUUCAAACCAUUGGGUUAGUCACUCCACUCAUUACCUCCUAUUUAUUUUUCUCACAAAAUUUUGCAUCUUAUAAUUUAGGCCCAAAGCAGAGAAGACUACUAUUCGGAUUCUUUAACAAUUGUAACUUGAGAGGGGCUUAGUUUUGUAUAUGGGUAGGCAAAUAUUCUUUAUUAUUAUUAUUAUUAUUAUUUUAGGCUAAUUGCAACUUGAACAUUUUGCUGUCAACAACACUAAUUUUCUCUGGAGUAAAAUGAUUAUUAUUUCAUUGCCAAUGCUCCAA
This is a messenger RNA of Cucumis sativus (cucumber), 1968 nucleotides long. RefSeq lists its product as uncharacterized. The record is from RefSeq and is a predicted model, not a curated record. The transcript is spliced from 6 exons. The coding region runs from base 158 to 1684 and encodes 508 amino acids. NCBI's taxonomy places the organism in Eukaryota, Viridiplantae, Streptophyta, Magnoliopsida, Cucurbitales, Cucurbitaceae.